Molecule: messenger RNA, 3923 nt
Organism: Leguminivora glycinivorella
Lineage: Eukaryota; Metazoa; Arthropoda; Insecta; Lepidoptera; Tortricidae
Product: PRADC1-like protein
Exons: 5
Coding region: 125-772 (215 amino acids)
Source: RefSeq, a predicted model, not a curated record
CUUCUGUGUGUCAGUUCGUAUGUGGCAAUUUGGCUGCAGGCGAAGAAUCCACUCUUUUUUUCAUCUCAAAUUACGAAUGAUUCCUUGAAUAAUAACAUAAUUAUGUUUCAAACAACAAUCGGCAAUGUUGUUUUUUAAUAUGUUGAAUUUCUGGAAGUCCUUCACCAUGUUACAUUUGCUAUUAAUGCUAGUCCUGUUUACUUCCUAUGUUUCACCUGGUGCAAAUGACCUUCACUUCUAUGAUGGCUCUUCAACGGCUGACAUCAUUGCUGGUGAUGUUUUCUUUGAGAUUGUGGAUCCUCCCGAGUUGAGCUACUCCUUUCGCAUCCGACCAGCUAAGGAUUUUGGAGCACCUUUUAACCAGAGCUUUCAAUUUCAAAAUGCCCGUUUGGUGCCAACCAAACCCAUCCAUAGUUGCUCAGAUAUUUUGAAUACAGAUGAGCUUACCGGCCAUAUUGCAUUGUCUGAGAGAGGUGAAUGUUCAUUCGUAUUCAAGACCGUGAAAGCCCAGCAGGCUGGCGCCAGAGCGAUGAUCAUCACAGAGUCUGUGGACAAGUGGGAAGACUCCAUGGACCAUCUCAUUGAAAUGGUGGAUGACAGGAUGGAUACAGAAGUAAACAUCCCCGCAGGUUUCCUGCUAGGCCGCAGUGGCGCCACCAUACUAAGGACGUUGCGGCGGCUCAAAAUGAGCCACGCGAUCGUCAACCUCCCCGUCAAUAUGACGCAUGUUCCUAUUAGCAAAAUUAACCAGCCUCCUUGGAUCGCGUGGUAAAGUUUAGUUAGUAUACAAGAUACUAUCAUGAUAUGUUAUGUUGAGACACUUGAGACGGAGUCAUAGCUAAAUUGUUCACUACUUAUGCCAUGAUUUUACAAUACAUUUAUUUAGAUAUUGAAACAAAGUAGGCUGCUGGCGGCAUCUGUAUUUUAUCGUUGUAUCGCAAAUGCUGAUAUGUUGGCCCAACUAGUCGCCAGCUCUUACGUCAACCAGACUAGAGUUGUGCCUGCUCGUUCACUGAAAAGAUCGCUCCCAACUAGUACGAUCUCCGAAGUGUACUAGUUCGUUCUUUUAGGACAUUUAGGACAGUAGUACACCGAGAGAGCGAGAGACAAAUUGUGCAUAUGGCGUACAGCAAAGCUUGCUCGUACUAGCCGAGAGCUGAUCGGCCGUUUUCGCGCGCUCUCGGUCCGAGUCAGUCGCUUUUAGUUCGGUUGCGGUCGGAUCUCACGGAUCGCUUUUCUGUCAUUUUCACUCCUCGGCUCGUUGCUCCUUUCGCUCCCAUUCUAUUGCGCGUGUGUGAAUGUACUAAAUGUCCUAGAGAGCAGAAUCAUUUGGGAGUCGUUCGGUCUAGUACAGUGUAGGGAAUCGUGUCUUUUGUACUAUUAGUACAUGUCCUACACAAGCCUAAACCAGACGCUUAGCGAUUGCUACAAAUCAAUGUGCGCGUUGAGAGUACACUGGUCUAACUAGAGCUUCAACGCCAAGUGGUACAAAACGGUACUCUUUACCGAGGUUUUUGUAUUAAUUAUUCCCGGGCCGUGACACAUGGAAUGACGUUUCUUGUGGUUAUGCCAAACUUUAUCACGAAUAGCUCUCACUCGUAAUAACGGGCCUACAAUAAACUAAUUUAAGUUUUUAAUGUAAAAUUCAUAACAAUCAUAACAAUAAUAUUAUAGCUAACCAAACUAGGUGAAUCCAAAAAUCACUUUAUAAAAAAAUGCUCAAAAAUAGUGACAGUGCUUAUCCCUACACUAAGUCGUCAAAUUUAAUAUUUUUCAAUUAGUAUCAUACUGACCGGAAUAAUAGACCGCGAUUGUCUUUUUGUCUUUCUCGAGCUCCCAAUAUUUCGACGCAGUUACAUGCAUCAUGAUCACGUGUUACUGAAGAUGGAUGGAUGUCAAAGCAAUACGACGGUCUAUAUCCCGGGAAGUGUAAGGCUGAAAGUACACUAAAUAUCAUUAUGUUUAUCAUAGAAGUAUGAUCAAUUGAUCAUAGGUCUGUACUGUAUGCCUCCCUUUUUCUUCAACGUGAAGAAAAAGGACGACGUUGCCUAUGAUCAUAUUUCUAUCAUAAACAUAUGAUCCUGGACUAUCGGCCUAAGUACUAUUAUAUACGUCCAGUGAAACUAACCGUGAAUCAUUCAAAACUCCUAUUUUUAAUUUAGUGGUUAAGACGUUUACGUACAGUAAUUUAAGACUCCAUCUUGGCUGGAAGUAUCAAAAUGACAAUUACAAAUUAUAAUUUUAACAUUUAUUCUCUUGUAUUAAUCAAGUUAUGCUUAUAAUACGAGGUCAUAUAACCCGGCAACCUUCAAAUCAAGUGUGAACAGGCAUCUUCUGGGCGAGCUCACUCCAUCGUAGGCCACGUCUUUGCCUUUGGCUAGUCUGUGGUCAAGAGUAAGCCCAUUUAUAAUAAUAAUAAAAAAAAAAGUAAGCAAUCUUGAUACCUGUGUACCGUCAUCUACAUAAAAUAGUGUGUAUACCUGGAUUACCUAUCUGGAAUAGGUCAAUCUGUUAUUUAUUUGAUUAUUUAUUGAUAAAGGUGAUAGUUACUAUGUUUUAUAUCAAUAUAAGAACAUUUUGCUCAUAAUUAUAGAUCGUGUUUCUCACGAGUUUGUUUUUGACAAAUGUAUCCUUUAGUUAGUGGUACGACAAUACGAACCGAGCCACACUUCUUUGUGGAUGACACACAAAAAUGGUUAAAAAUUCAUGCAAUUUACAGACCCCAAGAUUUUUCAAGCUACAAAUGGAAUGAUGUCAAAAAUUACGUAAUUAGUUUAAAAUUGGUUUAAAUUGGCCGUUGCUGAGAAGUUUCCAUUAGAGAUCAGUCAUUAAGGGCCAGUUGCAUCAACCACAUUUGACAGACACAUCAUCGUCACACAGCAGAUGUCUAUGGAACUUCCCAUACAAUAAAAUUUAACGAACGCUUUAACGGUGUCAGACGGUUUGAUGCAACCGGCCCUAAGUGUAGUGUACCAAUGGUACUAAUUAAGUUUUGAUAAUCGCAAUGGUACCUAAAACCUUUCUACUCAGUUUUUUAUCCGUUUUAUUUGAAAAAUACUAAAGUCUUUGUUUUCAAUUGGUAACUUCGCAUUCCUUUAAUGUGGUUGUUAAUUAUAACAUUCCCUUAAAAUGUAUAAUGUGCUGUUACAAAAUACCGGCCACACCUUUAUUUACAAUAAUUCUGGCUAAUUCAAAAUAGGAAUAUACUUUGUGAACUAGUGCGGAAAAAGCACUACUAGUGUUUAUGAAAGUGACGGGAAGGGUACAAAAAAAGUUUCCAGAUUAAUUAUUAAUGAUAAUGUAAUUAAUUAUAGCAAACACACAUGUGCAAAGCUCAUUUAUCUUAUACAAUAUAAUAUGUAUUUGUUUGACCUGUAUUAGAAUAACUUGAGUUUGCUAGUCAAUAAUUUAUAUUGUUUGCGUUAUGCUAGCUAGGAGAUUAGUUUGAAAAUCGAGUGGAUGUUGAAAUUCGAGCGUUAUUAUUUGCAUUGCAUAUUUUUCUGAGGUAAGUACCUAUAGGUAAGUAAACACUUUCACAGAUAAAAAAAACUAAGUAAAUGUUUUUUUCAUCAAGUCGAACGUCAAACGACGGCGGAACCGAAAAGUCAACCGACUUUAGUAAAUUCAUAAUUCAACAAAUAAAAUGACAAUUUAGCUGUUUUGAUGUAACCGAGGUAUGCCAUAAAUCAUUGAUUUAUAUAAUUUUAUUAUAAUUUUAUUUAAUAUAAUUUAAUUAUCAAACGUUAAACAUUAAAUAAAUGUCAUAUAACUACAAAGAAAAAACGACCAAGCUAGGCCUCCAAGUGUUUCGAGUUGGGGACCGAUUCUUGAAUCUCGAACGCAUGAAUUCGCCGUAGAAAGUCUGUGGAAAACGACGUAAUGCUACGACUUUCGAACGGCGAAACAUGCGUUCGAGAUUCAAA